AUUUGUCAUUGGUCCGACAGCAGGUUCCAGUUUCGUUUAGCCUACCUUCAUGUAAAGAAGAAUUUCGCUGAAGAUUUCCCCCCCUCUAACAAAAUGGAUCAAAACCAGUUGCAAGCAACAGGGAAGAACUAUGCCAAUCCAAAAACAUGCUUCUUUCAUGUUCUCUUUAAGGCAGCAGCUUUGGCAUUCUACAUACUUUCGGCACUUUUUAUCAACAGCUUUGUUAUCAUAUUUGUCAUAACUGUAUUGCUGGCUGCUCUUGAUUUCUGGGUAGUAAAAAAUGUCAGUGGACGGAUAUUGGUUGGUCUGAGGUGGUGGAAUGAAGUAGAUGAGCAAGGGGAGAGUGUCUGGAAAUUUGAAUGUCUUGACCACGAGUCUUUGGCUCGAAUGAACAAGAAGGAUUCAUGGCUCUUCUGGUGGACACUUUACAUUACUGCUGUUGCAUGGAUUUUCCUGGGGAUAUUCUCGCUCAUAAGGUUUCAGGCUGAUUUUCUUCUUGCUAUUGGAGUAUGUUUGAGUCUCAGCAUUGCAAACAUCGUUGGCUUUACCAAAUGUCGCAAAGAUGCUAAGAAGCAAAUUCAAGCAUUUGCACAACAGACAAUAGCUUCUCGAGUUUCUUCGACAAUUCAGUCAGCGUUCAGUGUAGUGUGAUGUCAAUGAUUUUUGGAAGAAGAAAUGGGAAGGAUGUGAUGUGUAUUAGAUUUCGAUCUUUGCAGGGUGAGGUUGCUCCAGUAGAUUGUAGUGAAAAUUUCUACACUGGUUCCCGGGCUUAUGUUUGUUUUGAAUGUUUAAGAACGGUCAAUCUCUCUCUCUCUGGUCUUGUAAAAAAGAAAUUGAGCUUCCAAAAUAGACUGAUUGAACGUAAGAGGUAGAAAGAAAAGAGCAUUUAUGGAGAUAUUGAUUGAAGGAAGUUUUGAACUCCUUAGCACUCACUAGUGCCCAUACAAUUUUAUGACACAAUGUGAUAUUAUAGGUGUAUAUGGUCCAUUGAACUGGCAGAUUCUUUUU
Molecule: messenger RNA, 1008 nt
Organism: Amborella trichopoda
Lineage: Eukaryota; Viridiplantae; Streptophyta; Magnoliopsida; Amborellales; Amborellaceae
Product: golgi apparatus membrane protein-like protein ECHIDNA protein
Biological process (GO): vesicle-mediated transport; protein secretion
Cellular component (GO): Golgi membrane
Source: RefSeq, a predicted model, not a curated record